Messenger RNA from Hippocampus zosterae (dwarf seahorse), 5591 nucleotides. RefSeq names its product centromere protein F. Gene Ontology annotation, molecular function: microtubule binding; dynein complex binding. The transcript is spliced from 18 exons. The record is from RefSeq and is a predicted model, not a curated record. Lineage: Eukaryota; Metazoa; Chordata; Actinopteri; Syngnathiformes; Syngnathidae. Gene Ontology annotation, cellular component: chromosome, centromeric region; spindle pole; nucleus. Gene Ontology annotation, biological process: metaphase chromosome alignment; mitotic cell cycle; regulation of G2/M transition of mitotic cell cycle. Bases 261 to 4511 code for a protein of 1416 amino acids.
GUGUCACAACCUCUUUCUGGCUCUCCUGUCCGCUUGUCAGCUGCACGCGACGCGCCGCAUCCAUCUGUUACCUGUUAUCUUGUGAGGGAAAACAGCAAUACCAGACGACCACGAACGGACAAUGUAAUCCUCCAAUUUGGACUCGAAAGCGGGGCGUUUGUUUCUACACCGGAAGGCGACGAGGCGUGAAGCUGUCUGCCCGUUGGCGCCCUUUUGUCAACUCCUCGAAAAGUGGAUGGUCCGCCUAGGCAAAGAGAGCGAUGAGCUGGGCCGAGGAGGACUGGACCGCAGGCCUGUCGGGACGGGUUCUGCAAAAGGUGAAGGAAUUGCAGACCCACCACGAGCGUCUGUCCAGAGAGAACAAGCAGAAGCAGCUGCAACUGGACAACAUCCACGUUAGCCAUGACAAACAAACUGUCAAGUAUGAGGAGGUGCGUGUGGAGCUCCACGCGGUGCGCAAGGAGCUCCAGAGUGCCUGUGAGGAGGCUCAGGUGGCAGUGAACGGCGGGCAUCGCCUCACCCAGGAGCUUCAGACCAAACAGGCCCAAGUCUGUUCUUUGGAGGGCCAGCUCGAAGCCUCCCGGUCCCUCAACAACAAACUUACCCAGGAAAUUAAAAGGCUGGAGGCAGAGCUAGAGAAGCUGCAAAACAGCAACAGAUCUGCUGACAGCACUCCUUUCUCCACACCCUGCUGGAGUACAAGCUCGCCAUGGGAUCACCACGGGAGCCGAAAGGAUGAGAGGACGGUGCAGAAUGAGGAGUCGCGCAGCUCCCCACCCAUUCGACUGCGGCUCCAGUUCCCCGACGCUUCAGCUGCCUCGCUGCCGCGGCAACCCAAGACCACGCCCCGCAGCCGCCCAUCGAACCAAUCCGACUCUUUCGCCACUCCCUUGGCUGCGUUUCCGUGGGAGCGGGAUGACCCCAGGCCAGCGGCCAGGAGAGCAUCUCCGUCAUCUCCCCAGACGCCCGCUGCUGACCGCUGGUCAAAGAAGGAGGCACCCGAGAGGGAGAAAGACCUUAGCCCACAAGCAGACACGUUUUUGUCACAAAUGCGGCGUCAUACGGCGUCUCUGGAGGAAGAGCUGAGUGUAAAGGCGGAGACGCUGAAGUUACUUCACGACGAAAUGGCACAAGGCAAGAAGAAGAUGGCCUCCACAGAGCUCAGCCUGCAGAGAGCGCACAACGAACUCAGUGUGGCGCACACACGAAUCAGUCAGGAGAGCGAACGGGCAUUGGGAGCCGAGCAGAGGCUCAAGCAGCUUCAAGAGGAGCUCAAAUGUCAGCGGCAGAAUGCUGAGAGCAGUCGACUGCAGCACCAACAGCGCACUAAGGAGCUGGACAAGCAGCAUCAGCGGGAUCUGAUGGAGCUUCAGAUGGAAAAGCAGUGCAUGGAGAAGCAACAUCACCAGGAAGUGAAUAAACUCACCCAGGAGCUGCAGCAGGCCAGGAUGCUUCACAAUGCCCUGCAGGCCCAAGCUGACAAGCUGUCUCAACAGAAGCUGAUGCUGGAGAAAGAGUUGGAGUCUUUGAAGGAGAAAGUCAAAUUCACAGAGGGACAGCUGCAGGAGAGCCAGAAAAAGGAAACACACAUACAAGCAGAACUGAAGAAGGUGAGGCUUGAUGCAGAGGCUGUGGCAGCAAGUCUGGAGCAGAGCAAGAAGAGAGAGCGAGCGCUGGAGCAAGACGCGAGCAAACUGGCAGAAGAGCGAGCGGAUGCUCUUCGUCUUCUCAAAGAACUGCACGAACAAAAGGCUGCAGCUCUCCCAGAUUGCACACCGCUUGUCCCGAUUUGCCCUGUUGGACAGAGCUUCUCAUCUCAACUCUCCUCUCACCACACUCGACCAUCUGCGUACACCAAGAGGCCUUCCACCCCACGAGCUGAGCCGAGGGUGCUGAAACAAGAGGAAGAGGUCCAGCACAGGGCAGGGAUUUCCGUGUCAUACCCACCUGACAGAGAGCCCGGAGAAGGCAUUGAUUCAGAGCACAUCAUUGCAGACACUGAGUGUUCCUACCAAGGAAGAAACUAUGAGGAUAAAGAGUCUUCGAUGUCUAACAAUGCCCCGGCUAAAGUGGAGAAAGACGCAAUCAUUCUCAAUACUCUGAAGUCUGAACAGACGACAUGCACCGAUGACCUCCAGAGGGAGAACGCCUCAUUGCGUUCGGAGCUGUGUGACGUGCGCGAAGAGCUUCAGAAGCGACUGGAUGACCUGGAAGUCCAACGACGUGCUGAAGUGGAGGCCAGGACGCGUCUUAAACAGCUCCGACGUAAACACGCCAGCCAGGGUGCAGAGAGAGAGGAGCAGGACAAUCAAUGGAAAGCUCAGUUCGAGAGGGAGAAGAGCGAGAACGACAGGUUGAGGGAGACCUUGACAGCUUUGGAGAAAAGGGAGGAACAGAACGGGACCGGGCAGACACAAGAGGACCGGGAUACGGAAAUGAUGCAGCUUACCUUCCAGCUGAAGCAGCAACUUGGGGAAGUGAAAGUGCAACUGGCUUUAGAACAAGAAAGGAGAGAGAGAGAAAACGACGAGCUGACUCAAAUUACUGCUGCUGAGAGAGAAGCAAAGGUAGAAUUGAGCACCAGGCUGGAAGAACUAACAGCUCAGCUUGCUGAACUGAAGAGCAGCAAAGAUGAAGAAUCUCUACUAGGUGAUAAUUUGGUAGCCAACGGGCCACUGACAUGCCCGACACUCCACAGUGACAGACGCCAUUCCAACGUCACCGUCUCUGACAACCAGGUGCCAUCACCGGAGCACGAUGCCCACUUCCGUCAAUCGACCAAUCAGCUCAGCACGCUGGCAACACAACAGUCUCAGCUGUCACGAUCGGGGCCGGUGGCCUCAGAUUUGAAAGACAUCUCUUCCCAUCAUAUCGCCAAGGACGAGACGUCGUCCUCCGACCUCAUCAGGGAGAUUGAACGACUGAGGGCAGAAAAUGCACAGGAGACGGAACGUGCUGAGCACCUCCAAAUUAAAUUGACUGCCCUUCAAAAUCAGUUGACCAGUCAGACCAAGCAGCUGACCUUGGGCUUUGAGAAGCAGAGCCAGUAUGUCUUGGGACUUCUCGCUGAACUGCAGGAGAAGGACGGCGCCCUCCUCUGCCAGGGAGAAGAACUGCAACGCUGCAUUCAAGAGCUGGAUGCACUCAAGGACAAGAUAACGGGAGAGCACGGGGGAGCGGGAAGAAAAAAGGACAACAUUUGCGAGGUGGAGAUUGGAGGCCUAAUGGAGGAUGCUCUUGACUCACUGAGUCCUUUAGAGCCCCUAUCAAAUUGUAAAACAGAGUUUUCUGUCACUUCAAAACCCAAUGACGCGGGCGAUGUAGCGAUUCAGCCACAUGGCUUCGAAGGCUCUGAAAGAACUCUAAGCAUCAAUGGCGGUGCUGAGUGCGAUCCAGAUAACAGACAACCAUUGGUGGUUGCUUCCCGACCUCGUCACCAUGAGGUUCAAGUUCUCAAACAAAGUACACAGACUCGCAUCCCGUCAGACUCGGGAUGUGUGGUCUUGUCGACCAUACCGGGUGUGUCACAUGACAUCACUUCAGCGAUCGGAAGCAGUCAGGAUGAGAUCAUCGACAAGCUGCAGACACAGGUGGUGGCGCUGCAAAGGGAGCUCCAGAAACUCACUGAGGUGGCCCAUCAGCAGGCUGAAGAGUUGGCCAUCUGGAGACUGGCUUCUCAACCCUCCUCUGCGUUGGAUCUGGUCCUUCCCAGCCAAUCGGAAACACCAACGCAGUACAGCGCCGAAGAUCCUAGCGCAGCGCUUGUCGUCAGAAGAGAGGAUGAGGUGUUGCUCUCUUGCAUCUCCAGCAGGCUGCAAGGUCGCAUGCUCUGCACCAGCAUGCAACAGAAAAAUAUGCCAGGGAAUAGCGUCCUCCAUGCCCCGGCUGACAUGAGCCAACCAUCAGAAAAGGAUCCAAAGCCGUCAGAACCGUGUUCAAGCCUGCACAAGCUGUCCGAUCAACACACGGCUCAGAAACACGUCAGCAAAGUCUCUCCGCAAACAUCCGAUGUCGACUUAAGUGGCUGGACAGCGACCAAACACUUGAGCAUAAGCACCGACUGCCCGGCCAUAAGUGUUAGCACUCAAACUGAGCAGCUGUGCCCCGGUGGCACUGAGUCGGCACCUGAGUGCCACUGCGCGCACACGCAGACUGAUACUGGGACCGAGACCGAGGAGGAAGAGUUAGACGACGCUUCCCCACACGUACCUCAAGCUGCGCCAUCUGCGGGGCAAAAGACAGGAGACAAAAUGCUCUUUUCCUCUUCCUUCCCCAUCCCGGCCGACCCCGUGCGUCUGGCGGAGCGCAUACGGCGAAACAGGACGCAGCUGUCUGCCGCUUUUGACGACACCGAAUAUGAACCCUACGGUCUCCCGGAAGUUGUCAUGAAAGGUUUUGCAGACAUCCCCACUGGACCUUCGUGCCCCUACAUUGUGAGGCGGGGCUUGUUAGGGACUGCUGUUGUCCCCAUCGAUCAGAAGGAGGCCAACCUGGAGGAUGAGACGGAUUGAUUGGCAAUCACAGAGUCAUUCCAUGGUCACAUGUGCAAUCACUGGUGGAAAUGAUCGCCAGUGAUGGAAGGCGUGGGCACCCGUGGGCUAGAACACACACACAAACACGCACACCUCCACUGUGCGCCUGAUGUUUUACUUACCUUUAUUUCUAGUCUUGACAGUCACAACCUAUGUUUAGCAAUGCACCAAACGUCAUUAAGUGAUGAUUUGUUGCUGUUUCUACACCACAGACCCCCCCCCCCACCUAACUUUACUUUUACUGUUCUUUUUUUAAUUUUACUUUCACUAACUUUUCAUGAAGUCGUGGUGUGGAGCUGCGGUGAAGAAGUGACUUUUAUUUUUUGCAAAAGAAGAUGAAUUUGUUCGGCCUUCAGGGCUGAAGGGAGUCGGUUCUAAAAAUGUGACAUUUAUGCUGUUGAUUUCCUCGUGGAGCUUAUUUAUGGACACGUGAAUGUGUUUUAGCGAAGACCAGGUGUUUAGGUAAACGCCUUGUGUGAAAGUCUAGCGUGUGUGGAGGAGGUUAGCAAUGUUUUUAAACACGUCUUUUUCUGGAUUGUGUGUGUGUGUGUGUGUGUGUGUGUGUGUGGGAGUAGUAGUCGGCGGCUAACCUGCUUUCCGCUCCAUGUAUGGUGAUGUACAGCAAGCCAGCGCUCCUCUGGCGCUUUGCUUUUGAUGCACUUGUCGGUCCAAUCUGUUGUUGCAGAAAGCCAAGUCUGUGUUUUAUUCGCACAAGCUGCUCAAUAUCAUCAGAUAUGUUGUGUUGAAAGGGUUGUUGUCCAAGUUUAGCGGACUUCCCUCGAAGACUUGACCACUUUAGUUAAAGGCUUUGCUGCUGUGAUUUACGUUUAAAAAAAUGAGUUGUUUUUUUUUUAAAUUUCGAUUUGCAAAGAUAGGUUGGACUGUUACUCCAUUGGCUCAAGUCAUCUCAGCGCACGCGCGUGCGCAUUCGCACGUUUCCCCUUGGCCCCUGUGGGAUGUGUCGUCUUUUUGUUCGUGAUUGUGAACAAGGGAUCUGCUUGUGAAUCUUGUUUACUCUUAAUGUGAAUUUAUUCCAAAAUUAAAAAUUUCACAGUCCAA